This is a messenger RNA of Neomonachus schauinslandi (Hawaiian monk seal), 1588 nucleotides long. RefSeq names its product erythroblast membrane associated protein (Scianna blood group) (gene ERMAP). The record is from RefSeq and is a predicted model, not a curated record. The transcript has 10 exons. The coding region runs from base 62 to 1492 and encodes 476 amino acids. NCBI's taxonomy places the organism in Eukaryota, Metazoa, Chordata, Mammalia, Carnivora, Phocidae. Gene Ontology annotation, molecular function: protein binding.
UCAAGCUCACCAGCCCUUUUUGGUGUCUCCUUGCCUCUGUCCUUGCAUAGUUCGGACAGAGAUGGCAAGUUCCUCUGGCUCCUGGCUCUCUGGCUGCCUCGUGGCACUCGUGUUCCUCCGGCUGCCAGUGCCCUUGUCAGGUAGGAGUGGGGACACCGAUGACUACCACCUGGCCCCGCUAGGGGGCACAGCCCAGCUGUUCUGCCCGCUCGCCCUGUGGCCGGUCACCGUGCCCACCGUGGUGACGUGGCUGCGGUCCCCGAGCCCGGACCGCUCCCAGGUCGUGCACGUGUUCCGGGAUGGCAGAGACCGGGAGGAAGGUGUGAUGCCAGAAUACAAGGGGCGGACGGCGCUGCUGAGGGACCCCCGAGAGGGGAGCGUGUCCCUGGAGAUCCGCCACGUCCGGCUGGAGGACCGAGGGCUGUACCAAUGCGAGGUCCAGAUUGGAAACCUGACUCGAAACGGCACCGUGACCCUGCAGGUGGCAGCCCCGUCUCCAGGGAGGAUCUCCUCCUCAGCAGUGGCUCUUGCUGUGAUCCUGCCUGUCCUGGGGAUUAUCAUCAUGGUGGGCAUAUACCUCAUCUGGAAGCAAAGAAGAUCAAAAGAGAAGCUUCUCUAUGAACAGGUGAUGGAGGUAGAAAAUCUUCUCUCAGACCACGCAAAAGAAAAAGGAAGGCUCCAUAAAGCCCUCAAGAAACUCCGGAGUGAACUGAAGUUGAAAAGAGCUGCGGCGAACUCAGGCUGGAGGAGGGCAAGGCUGCACUUUGUGGCAGUGACCCUGGACCCGGACACAGCACAUCCCAAACUCAUCCUGUCUGAGGACCGGCGAUGUGUGAGGCUUGGAGACAGAAGGCAGCCUGUGCCCGAUGGCCCCCAGAGAUUUGACUUUGUCGUCAGCGUCCUGGGCACUGAGUACUUCACGGUGGGCUGUCACUACUGGGAGGUGGACGUGGGAAACAAGACCAAAUGGGCCCUGGGAGUGUGUAGUGAGUCCGUGAGCAGGAAGGGGAAGGUCACUGCCACGCCCGCCAACGGACACUGGCUUGUCCGCCAGAGUAGCGAGCAGGAGUAUGAAGCUCUCACAUCCCCACAGACCACCUUGCGCCUCAAGGAGCCCCCACGGUGCGUGGGGAUUUUCCUGGACUAUGAAGCAGGCAUCGUUUCCUUCUACAAUGUGACCAGCAGAUCCCACAUCUUUACUUUCACCCACACUUUCUCUGGCCCCCUUCGCCCUUUCUUUGAGCCUUGCCUUCAUGAUGGAGGGAAAAAUACAGCACCUCUAAUCAUCUGCUCAGAACUCCAGAAAUCAGAGCCACCAACUGGCCACAAGCCAGAAGAAAAAGGCCAUGCGAAUGGAGACGUGGCCAUGAACGUGGACCCUUCCUUACUCCCUCCUCAGGCACCGGAGCUUUUCCCACCUGGGGAUAUGAUCCUGCCCUGGCCCACUGACCUUGCCCCAGCCCUACAGGGGCUCAAGGUUCCUUCUUUUUAGGGCUGUACCUCAUUACCUGCUCCCCUGAUGGUCCAGCACCCUACCCUGGAUUUCAGCCUGUUGGCCCAACACCUGAUUCCAAAACAUCCCAUCGCC